AUGACUUUUGUUGACGAGCUACAAGCUAUCAGUACUAAUUGUAAAACUUUUAAUUGGUUUUGUUGGGUUAUUUUCGCCUAUGGAGUGUUGAAAUCCACUACCUUCUUUCUUAGACUAGGUUCUUUAUUCUUUGAUUUGUUUGUUUUACCUCCGGUCAGUUACAAGAAAUAUGGUGCCAAAAAGGGGGCUUAUUGUGUUGUAACCGGUGCAAGUGAUGGUAUUGGUAAAGAAUAUGUUAAACAAAUGGCUGCUCGUGGAUUUAAUUUAGUUUUAAUUUCAAGAACUUUAAGUAAAUUAGAGGCAUUGAAAACAGAAGUUGAAACUGAAUAUCACGUGAAAGUUGAAAUUUUGGCUAUUGAUAUUGCUACUGAUGCAUCUUCAAAUUAUGAAAAAAUAAGGGAAUUAUGUAAGGAUUUGCCAAUUACUGUGUUAAUCAAUAAUGUUGGUCAGUCACAUUCUAUUCCUGUUCCAUUCUUAGAAACUGAGGAAGCUGAAUUAAGAAAUAUUAUUACUAUAAAUAACACUGCUACACUAUUAAUCACACAAAUAAUUGCACCAAUUAUUGUGAAAUCUGUCAAAGAAAAGAACUCAUCGCGUGGGUUGAUUUUAACUAUGGGUUCAUUUGGCGGUUUAAUCCCAACCCCAUUAUUAGCAACAUAUAGUGGUUCUAAAGCCUUUUUACAACAAUGGUCCAAUUCUCUGGCUGGUGAAUUAGCAGCAGACAAAGUAGAUGUAGAAUUAGUGUUAUCAUAUUUAGUCACUACUGCCAUGUCUAAGGUUAGAAAGACAUCUGUAUUGAUUCCAAAUCCAAAACAGUUUGUCAAAGCUACAUUAAAGAAUGUUGGGAGACGUUGUGGUGCGCAGGAACGUUUUGCCACCACUACACCAUAUUGGUCCCAUGCUAUAUAUGAAUUUAUUAUUGAAGAAAUAUUUGGUGUUUACUCUAAGAUUGUUAAUUCUAUUAAUUAUUCUUUCCACAAAUCUAUCAGAAUUAGAGCUCUUAAGAAGGCUGCAAGAUUGGCCAAACAACAAUAA
Molecule: messenger RNA, 1035 nt
Organism: Arxiozyma heterogenica
Lineage: Eukaryota; Fungi; Ascomycota; Saccharomycetes; Saccharomycetales; Saccharomycetaceae
Gene: IFA38
Product: ketoreductase
Exons: 1
Coding region: 1-1035 (344 amino acids)
Biological process (GO): fatty acid elongation
Cellular component (GO): endoplasmic reticulum
Molecular function (GO): ketoreductase activity
Source: RefSeq, a predicted model, not a curated record